AUGUUAAAAAACCUUCUUCGUUUCUCACCUGUUCUUCGUCCAAUUCAAAAUGAGCAAAAACGUUCAUUUUUGACAAUCAUCAAUCAAGGUUUCGAAGGUUAUCGAACGACAUUCGGUCGAAAUCCAGUUCAUUUAAAACCCGGUCUUCGUUUGGCGAUCCCAAUUCUUCACGAUGUUCAAAAAGUUGAUGUACGCGAAGCGGGAAUGACAGUUGACAAAAUCGAUGCUUAUACAAAAGACAACGUUCCUGUUCAAUUGUCUGCCGUUUUGUUUUAUCAGGUGAAAAAUGCGUACAAAGCUUGCUUUGAAGUGUCAGAUUAUCGAUCUGGUAUUCGUUCAGUUGGCACCUCAUCACUUCGGUCGAUUGUUGGUCAAUUCGAAUACGAUCAAAUCAUUGGAGAUCGUAAUAAAAUCAAUAAAGAAUGGUUAAUUGUUGUUGGAGAUUCGAUCGAACAUUGGGGAAUUCAAACAACCAAAGCAGAAAUUCAAUCGUUCGGUCCUCUGGAUGCGUCAGUAGCGAAAACUUUAGAAAAACAAAUGGAUGCUGAACGAGAUCGACGUCAACAGGAAUUAAAUACACGAGCGAAAAUCAAUAUUAGUGAAGGAGAAAAACAAUCGACAAUUCUUCAAAGUGAAGGAAGUUUGAUCGCAGCAAAAAACUUAGCAGAUGCCAAUUUUCUUACUAUGCAAAAACAAGCCGAAGGACAAAGAUAUUCAAUUGAACAAGAAACACAAGCACUUUGUCAACAAUUAGAAAUAAUUAGUAAACAAUUGAAUAAUGAUCCUCAUUUAACUGUUCAAUAUUUAUUAGCAAGAAAAAGAUUUGAAGAAUUACAAGCAAUUGCAAAUGGACAAAAUAAUUCAACAUAUUUUAUUAAUAAUCAAACAGAAGGUGUACAUAUUUAUUGCGAAGUUAUUCUUCAUUUAAUUCCUAUAAAAAGAUUUCAUUUUGUCACGACACUAUUUCAGAUCUUCUCACAUUUAAAAGAUGAGUAA
Molecule: messenger RNA, 996 nt
Organism: Adineta ricciae
Lineage: Eukaryota; Metazoa; Rotifera; Eurotatoria; Adinetida; Adinetidae
Source: the annotation of a GenBank genome assembly